Hydra vulgaris (swiftwater hydra) is the source of this 1389-nucleotide messenger RNA. NCBI's taxonomy places the organism in Eukaryota, Metazoa, Cnidaria, Hydrozoa, Anthoathecata, Hydridae. The record is from RefSeq and is a predicted model, not a curated record.
AUGGAGGAUUACAUUCACCAUUCCAUGCCACCAAUAAUUGCUGAGCAGGCAGCUUUGCGUCAAAUUGAAUCUAUAAUUAAUCAGAAUGGUAAGACUUUAGCUGAUGUUAAUCUUCCUACUUUAGAUGAGUUUUUAGAUUAUGUCCCACAAAAUGAAGAGGAAGAUGUUCAGGUUUUAAUUGAUGAAGCAAAUAGGGUUAGACCAUUGUUAAAUGAUAAUCAGCGUCAAAUUGCUGAUGCUAUCCUUUCUGCUCUUAGUGAGCAACCUAACAAUGAAAACAAGCAGUCUAGAUUGUUUUUUAUAGAUGGCCCUGCAGGUUGUGGUAAAACAUUUACAUACAAUUAUUUAAUCGCUGAAACCAGCAGUAGACAUAUUAUAACUGCAACAGCUGCAUGGACAGGAAUAGCUGCAACUCUUUUAAAAAAAGGAUGUACACUUCAUGGUUUGUUCAAACUUCCUGUGCCGAUUUUGGAAAAUAGCACAUGCAAUGUAACUCCAAAUUCUAUACACGGAAAAUUCUUGAGGCAAGUUAGCCUUUAUUUACUAGAUGAGGCAUCCAUGAUACCUAAACAUGCUUUAAAUGCCAUUGAUAAGUUACUUCAAGACGUUUGCAAUAACAGGUUUCCUUUCGGUGGUAAAGUUAUUCUUAUGGGUGGGGAUUUUAGGCAAAUACUUCCGGUUGUAAAGAGAGGGCAACCAGCUGAUAUUGUUGAAGCCUGUAUAAAAUGUUCUCAACAUUGGCAAUAUGUUCAGCGAUUUUCAUUAACAGAAAAUAUGAGGGUUCAGGCCGAAGAAGAGGAAUUCUCUCAAUGGCUUUUAAAACUUGGUAGUGGAACAUUACCUUUAAAAGCAGAUGUAGACAAGAUUUUUGGAGUUGCAGAAGAAGAUGAUUAUGCUAAACGUGCCAUUUUGACACCCAAUAAUGUUGAUUCUUUAGCAAUAAAUGAAGAAGUUUUGGACCGUUUACCAGGUGACGUUAAGGUUUAUUUAAGUGCUGAUACUAUUGAAACAGAUGAUCUUAACAAAAUCAAUAAUUUUCCUGUUGAGUUUUUAAACAGUCUUACUCCAUCAGGAAUGCCUGUUCAUUGCCUAAAGCUAAAAAUUGGUGCUGUUAUAAUGUUACUUCGAAAUUUAGAUCUAAAAGCUGGACUUUGCAAUGGUACCCGAUUGAUAGUGCGUGCUCUACAAAAUAAUUACAUUGAUGGGCAAGUUCUAACAGGUGUUUCAGUUGGCAAGAGGGUAUUUGUCCCUCGAGUUCAGUUAACACAAUCUGAUUCAAAUUUACCUUUUACUCUUAAGCGUCGUCAAUUUCCUGUAAGAUUAGCAUACUCAAUGACCAUAAAUAAAAGUCAAGGUCAAACUUUUGACAAAGUUGGUUAUAUUUUGUAA